This is a messenger RNA of Anolis carolinensis (green anole), 3456 nucleotides long. RefSeq names its product cyclin dependent kinase 2 (gene cdk2). Gene Ontology annotation, biological process: protein phosphorylation; regulation of gene expression; regulation of G2/M transition of mitotic cell cycle. Gene Ontology annotation, molecular function: cyclin binding; ATP binding; cyclin-dependent protein serine/threonine kinase activity. The coding region runs from base 251 to 1150 and encodes 299 amino acids. Gene Ontology annotation, cellular component: cytoplasm; nucleus; cyclin-dependent protein kinase holoenzyme complex. The transcript has 7 exons. Lineage: Eukaryota; Metazoa; Chordata; Lepidosauria; Squamata; Anolidae. The record is from RefSeq and is a predicted model, not a curated record.
AGUCGCGUGGCGGGAGGAAGGGGGCCGGGUCCUGUGAAGCGCUGGCAAUUGUCCCGCCCCUUCCGAGUGGAGGAGCUUCGCGCGCGGGAAAAGAAAGCGCGCGGAAAGAAGGCAGAGAGAGGGAGGGAGGGAGCAGGCAAGGGCCGGCGAAGGCAGGCAAGGCAACGGCGUGACUCGGAGAAGGUCGCCGCCCUCGCCCCACCCUCCUCUUCCUUGGAUCGUCUCCGGGCGCCGCCGCUUCUUUCCGCCCAUGGAGAACUUCCAGAAAGUGGAGAAGAUCGGCGAGGGCACCUACGGGGUGGUCUACAAGGCCAAGAACAAAAUCACGGGCGAAGUGGUGGCCCUGAAGAAGAUCCGCCUGGACACGGAAACAGAGGGAGUUCCAAGCACGGCCAUCCGGGAAAUCUCACUGCUAAAGGAAUUGAACCACCCCAACAUUGUCAAACUUCUGGAUGUGAUCCACACCGAAAACAAACUUUACUUGGUCUUUGAGUUCCUACAUCAGGACCUAAAGAAGUUCAUGGAUUCUUCAUCAUCAAUCAGUGGUGUAGAGUUACCCCUUAUUAAGAGUUAUCUGUACCAGCUGCUUCAGGGCCUUGCCUUUUGUCACUCCCAUCGCGUGCUCCACCGUGACCUGAAACCACAGAACCUCCUGAUCAAUGCUGAGGGAGCGAUAAAACUGGCGGACUUUGGACUUGCUCGUGCUUUUGGGGUGCCAGUACGGACUUACACACAUGAAGUGGUCACCCUCUGGUAUCGUGCUCCAGAAAUCCUCCUUGGCUGCAAAUAUUAUUCAACUGCUGUAGAUAUAUGGAGUCUGGGCUGCAUCUUUGCCGAAAUGCUAACGCGUAGAGCCCUUUUUCCUGGGGAUUCGGAGAUUGACCAGCUGUUCCGCAUAUUUCGCACAUUGGGCACACCUGAUGAAACUGUAUGGCCAGGCGUCACUUCCAUGCCUGACUACAAGUCCAGCUUCCCUAAAUGGGCCCGGCAGGAUUUCAGCAAGGUGGUGCCGCCUUUGGAUGAAGAAGGCAGGAAGCUUCUGGCGCAAAUGCUGCAUUACGAUCCCAACAAGAGAAUCUCAGCCAAAACAGCCCUCAGCCACCCUUUCUUCCGGGAUGUCACAAAAGCUGUGCCGCACCUCCGCCUGUAAGAAUCAGGAGGGUUCCUGCUUCCUUGGACUGCACUGGUUGCUUGCACUUAACUUUUCAACUUCAUCUUGAAUGGAACAUUGUGGUUCCUGUUGGCACAGAGUCUACACUUGCAUAGUUUAUACUCUGAGGUUUACUUUAAAGCACUAGCCGAGGACUGGGUGCUUCCAGACAGCCUUGCGACAGGAGGGAAGGGCCUCCAGAGCCACCUACUUCAGGGACUCGUUUUGUGACAGAAACCAUCACCUCUUCCUCCUUUGACAGAACAUCUUUUGUCUUGGCUGACCCCCUGGUUCCAUCUUCAAUAUAGAGCUCAGCUGUGCUUUUCUUUGAGAAAACCUUGCUGCCAGCAUGAAACCGUUUUUCUCUGAUUCAUAUCAGGAUAUUGACUUCAACUCUGGUUCCUACCUGGCAUUCUAUCAAUUGCAUUUUGGUGCUAGCAGAACCUUGCCCACUUUUGCCUUCCAGACCUUCAGAUGAGGAUUGUGCACUUAACUCUCCACUUUUUGUAAACAGGAAAAUAUUCUACUCAGGCCAAUGAACUUCUACAAAAUCAAAAUUGACGUGCCUUUAUAUUAAAACAGUCCGGUCAACUUUUCCUGAUAAUGAUGGUUUGUGGUGCUUGCAUAAGGAGGAAUAAAAGUUAGGGCUGGUGAAGAUCACACUCUGGCAACUCAGAAUGUCUUGCUAACCAUCUAAAGGACUGUUUACUGUGUCACCAGACAUUCUUGACUUUUCUAAUGUACUAGUGUGUUCAUCCUUCCACAUCCUACUCCUGUACAUGUAUUAUUUGUCUCUGUCCCCAUGGUUAUAGCCCAUUAAACAUUAAUGCAAUAGAUAUGGUUACAAAACUUCAUCAGACCAUGCUCCCUGCAAAGCUGCCUUUUUCCAGUGGUGUUUUACGUUCAACAGUUGUUGGUCUCAAAGGUCUCUUCCAAAUGCCUACAACUGGAGCAAAUCUGUCAGGUAGCCUUAGCUUGCAGGAGUCUGUUCAACAAAUGCAGAAUGCUUUCCGAAGUCAUGUAUGUUGGCUUUUAAAUUUCAAAUAUUUAGCAGUUUGAAAAAAUGAGAAAGUUCUGUCUCUACUACUGAUGUGUAUCUUACUGAAAAUAAUGUCAUCAUAUUUGUAACCUGUGCUGCACUGCACCAAGGCUGGAGGUCUGGAAACAGUCUAUCACUAUGCCAAUUUUGGUUUGAAGGAACUAAGGCAGUGUGAUUCUCAACCUGUGGGUCCCCAGAUGUUUUGGCCUUCAACUCCCAGAAAUCCUAACAGCUGGUAAACUGACUGGGAUUCCUGGUAGUUGUAGGUCAAAACACCUAGGGACCCAUAGGUUGAAAACCACUGAACUAAGAUGUGGGGUUAUUUCAGUGAAAUGCAUUGCAGGAUUUCAAAGGACUUGAGAUAUAAUCGAAACAGUGAUGUUUAUCUCUAAGGGGAAAACCAGCUAAACUUUGUCCAGCAAAUCCAUGAAGCGGUAUAAAUACUUUCAGAAGAAUUCAUGAUUAUCUUUUCAUUGGUGAAGAACUAUAGGUACCCUUUGGAUGAACUAGUUAUGAAGACAUGCCUACAACAUUGAGGUUUUGUCUCAAGGCAAUAUUAAGUAUUAAAGCUUUGACCAGCCCACAAAGAUGCUGCAAUAACAUGAACAAACCCAAUGCUUUUGCCUUAUCUAUGAUAGACUUUGAAAUUUUCCUUUCCAGAUAUUUGGAUCCAUCCAUCACCAAGAGCAUUAUGAGAGCAUUAAAUAAAAUGAAGAAUCAGUUAAUUUUUUUUGGGGGGGGGGCUCUUUAUUUUGUAAAAUUCUAUUUUGCGUGAUAUAUAUUUUAUCAAAAAGUGUCCUGAGGAAAGUAAGGUACAAUUGUCAUCUCAAACUCAGUGACAGAAUUACUGAAAUAGAUUAUUACAUAAUCUAUUUAUAACUGCAUAUUUUGGAAAAGAAUACAGGUCACAUGCAGUGGGAGAUUUGGGGGCAUUUCACACCCCUUGGACUAAAAUGGGAAUGCUUGCUAUAGAAGUGUAAAUUCCAAAGUAAAUCAGCAAAAUGUUCAUCAGAAAUACUGACGCCACUGCUGCAUGCAAUAUUUGGAUACAUUUCUUUUUUCUUCUCUUGAUCUUUUGAUUGGAAGUAAUAGAUAUAUUUAUGAGGCCAUUGAAUACUGAAUUUGUAUAAACCUUGUAAAUCUAAGCACCUUGAUAUUUUUUCAAUGUAGACUGUUAAAAGAAAAAAUAUUUUGUCAGUAGACCUUUGUAAGACUUAAUUUUUAACUAACCUGUUUAUGCAUAAUUAAAGUAUUUUGUAGUUUUAAA